Schistosoma rodhaini is the source of this 5095-nucleotide messenger RNA. NCBI's taxonomy places the organism in Eukaryota, Metazoa, Platyhelminthes, Trematoda, Strigeidida, Schistosomatidae. The record is from the annotation of a GenBank genome assembly.
AUAGCCAUUCAAGUUGACGCCGUACUGGUGACCUUGGGCGGCUUUAAAACUAGGCUAAUGUCGGAUGAUAUAUGGGAGGAGAGUGCCGUCAAAGGAUUCCAGUUUGAUUUAGAGGAAGCAGAUAAUACGUCAACGUACUCUGAUAUUCUCGGUGAUAGCUUUGGUGAAACAUUAUGUGAUGAAUCAAUAACAGUAGACUUUAACAUUCUAUUUUGUGCAAUAUGCCAUAACUUAAUCGGUAAUGAGAUUUACUAUGAAAAAGAUGCUGCUUUCUGUUCAGAGGCAUGCUGGUUGAAAGCAAUCACAAUAGCUCUUGAUGACUUUGUUGUUGGGGGAAUGAGCACAUGGCCGUUGAGUACUUUUGUUUCACAAUCUUCCAAAUCAGUUAUUUUAAAUUUAACUACAAGCACUUGUGACGGCAAUUUAAUUACAAAGAUUGUUAAUGAACUUAGGAAUUCAUUAUCAGAAAGCACUUUUGAAAAUAUUUUGUUAAAAAAUUCUGUAGCCGCGUUUCACUUUCUUAACUUCCUUAGAAAUACUGGACAGUUAGUAGACUUAAAGAGAUAUAUGAAACUACUCGGAUUCAUCAAAGAAAGUGAAAUUUCUAGCUAUAGUCAGUUGAUGCAAAAGUUGAUGAAUUUAUCCUCGGGUCACGUAGAUGAAAUUAAUAAAUAUCUAAUGCAAAUUGCAGAAUCUGAAGUAGCCUCAAAUCUCGCUGUUAAAAAUAUUGUUGAAAUCUCUUCUGAAUUGGCUGUUAUCCUGGAUUAUCAAAACAGCUAUGAACGAGAAUGGAGUUCAUAUUACAGUGAGCUUCUUACGUAUACAAACGCCCGAAAAACAGCUACUACACUUCCUGAGAGUUUGUUAAUGCAGCCAUUAUGCGAAACUCUUGGUGCAUUGGCGAGGAUGGACCAAAGCGUUAAGACGAAUAGUCGGGCUGAAACUCUUGGGAAAAAGUUCAAAAUAUCGGACGAACAGUUUAGAUGGUUGUUAAUAGAGCCCCUUGUUCAAUCAAAAAACUGGGACGAUCUGGAAUUUAUCAUGUUAAAAAAGGUAAAGUGACUAGUUACAUAAAUCGACUAUAAUUAUUAAAGAAAUCUUUGUCGCGUCGUAUGGAGGUUACCAUCCCAACUGAUCGUUUUAUCCUUCAUCUCAAUUCAUUAGAUGUCCCAAAAAACGUAAGUCUCUGCAGUUAUUAUUUCAUAGUAUUCACUUGCUCUACAACAUAUAAUUCUGCAAGGAAAAUAAAUAACAUUUAAAUGACCCAAAAGUACAAAUAAAUUCUGUCACACAUUCUACUACUAUUUUAGCGUAAGUAGAUCAAAAGAACAGUACAAUUGACAUCGAUCUUUGUGAUGCAGUUGUUAAUUCCAUCUAUGUCGGGGAAACUAUUUAUUUUUCAUCAGAAAUAAAUUAUUGUAACUCUAAGUUCGAUAUUUGCCUACUUGAAAUGAUGCUUUGUUAUGGUACAUAAAGGAACUAAUCGUUACUGGGUUUCUAUUAAUCUUGGAUUGUUUCUAUAUCAAGGUUUUAAUUAGUUGAUUGGGAACUAUACAGCUAUAUUGUUGUGAUUGUAUCCCAUCUUUUAAACCAGUAGCUCAGAAAUAUAUUCCUCAAAGUGGUAGGUCAUCUCAUUGACGGAGCGAACGACUUACAUUUCCGAACUAAUUUACUGAACACAACUCGGCUAAUUUAUUGUGAAAUAUUUAUAACUUCCUAGGAAUAUCACCCUCAAAUGCCUUGGUACGGCCGAGAGUGGGGAGAGUCCGCUCUCCCUCUCGAAAUGCUCUCACAUAGCCACGCGAAUAUAUAGCCUCUGCCAUGGAAGUCCUACUCACUGCCUUCUCGUGGCACCGGUGUUGUUUACGAAAGUGAGAGGACGAAGAGCAAAUGCCCGGCGCAUUAACCGGGUUGCUGGACAUGGAGGGUCCACCUAGGGGAGUUGGAAAACCCUGAUUCCAAAUCAAUGGUGCACAUGGGCUCCAGUAUCCUGAUGGAACGAAUGGCGUAUGAACAUAUUGUUGGUCACCGGCUACCAUGGGACUGCAUCUCCUCACGAUGCUCCACUGCCUUGUGGAUCAGACCUUUAUGUUGAAGGCUCGGGGUGUGGCCCCCUAAGGAAAUCACCUGCUUCAGUCUGGGGAGUAUCUCAGCCCUCAUACAAAUCAAAUGAGAUUUGUGAGGCGCAUAUUUAUCUGGUGCUUUUUGUACCAAUAUUUAUGUGUUUAAAUAAAUAAAUAUAAAUAAAGGAAUAUCACCACACUCAGCGAUGUCUGUUUUGUUUUGUAAAUAGCUUCAAAUUGGUGUUAGUAUCUUGUUCAGAUCUGUUACCUAAUAUUCUGUCGCUUAAAAUAUGAUAAAAAUCAAUCUUGUUCUUCUUAACUCAAACAACUAACUGUCAGAGGAAUACUACUUACCUAUUCGUGAAAUUAUACCGGAAUUCCACGUCUUGUGAUUGUGUCCUUGAUCGUUAAUCUCUCAUAUAUCCUAUAAUAUCUAGUCGGUCUUAUUAUCCUUCCUUUUACUAGUUAUACAUUUUACCCCUUAUUGCGAGAUGAACUCCAUUUCUACUCAGUAUAUUAAUGGACACUAAUAUAUAAAAUAUGUUCAUUGGUUUUCUCGUUUAAAUACAGCUUUUUAAAAUGAGACUGUCGAAAAAAUACUGUUCAAACACUUUUUGUUUUAUCUGUGAAUACCAAAACCUACUAACUUGAGGAGAUUUUUUGCUUUUGAGUUGGAAGAUGAUCAACCAAGGAGUAUGAACAUGGGUUUACUGUUUCUUGACACAUAUCUUUAAACUUUGUUUAGCUGACAGUUCCACCCCAUUCAGUCCUGCAGUCAGAGACCUUACCAAUAAGCUAUCUAUCUGAUGACUCAUUUCUUUUAAGACUAAGUCAAAAUGGUCGGGCAGUAAAUAGUAAAGCAUUCAGUGUCUAGUCUUUAAAGGUUGCAGAAUUCUAAAAUUACAUUUAGUGAAGUAAUCCCUUCUCAGGAGUUACUCAAAACUGUGAAUAUGCACAAUGAUAAUGAUCAGUAUUUUUGUGGGUAAUAACAGAUUAAUAGUAUAGCACAAUUUUCUAAAACUUAUAGUUAACAUACACAGUAAGAGGUUGGACCAGUACUAUGUACAUACAUAAUUCUGACAUUUCUGUGUGUAUAGAAGUGACUUAAUGAUGCCAAUAAAGACAAGGUCAUUGUUUUUAGGUCACCACCAGUUGAAAGAGAAAUCCGACUAUAUUUCAGACCACACGUCUUUGGAUUGCUGAGCCUAUGGGAAACAGAUUAUUCCUAUUUUUUAAAUUCAGCAAAUAUUUCGGCAGCAAGUUACAGUGUCGACUAAAGCACGUUACAAAAUAAAGUCUAUCUGCAAAAUUCCAAUAUGUUACAUUCGAUAUGUCAGUAGCUUGAGUUCUAGGUAUGAUGGUUUUAUAUUAUGACCGACUUCCUGGAUAAGAAAAUAUCUUUCAAUACACUUCCUAAUAAUGCAAUCAGUUCCUAAACUAGUACCUCCCCAUUUAUACAAAAUCUGGAACUUAGUGGCGUUCUUACCAGCUGACUCAAUAAAGUAGGAAAAAACUAAUAUUGCAGUUGUUGUAGGACCAAACCCAUUAAACUGCUAUAAGAGAUGCUAUCUAAGAUUCCUGACUUAAUCAAAGACCCACCAACUACCUGGCUACAAUAAUAUUCAAUGUUUCGAUAAGUCAGCUCCCACUUUCACCUCGGUUACAAGUUGCUGAUAUUCAGUUUCUGUCCUUGCAUCUAUGUAUAAACCCUGUGAAUAUGAAUGAAGAAUAUUUGAACUUGCAAACCAAUAAAGGCACAUAUGUCAGAUGUAUCGUGUUCACAUACAUUUUCUGCCUCAUUGGCUACAUCUCUUGGAUCUAGUUGUUUCUUUUCCUUCUGGUUACACUCGAUGAAACUGGUUUGCCAUCACUAAUCUGCUUUUGUUCAGUUUUGGAAACUGGCAGCUGUCGGUACUCAGUAUGUAGUCAUAAUCUAAGAGGUUUUAGUUUUUCAAUUAAUUUCCUCAGCUAGAGUAAUUAUAUGAGAUAUUUAGUAUAGUUUCAAUAGAAUAGUGAAAAGGCAAUGCCGUAGUAUCGGAGUCUGUUGUAUCCACCACAUGUUUAUGAAUAAACUUACUGUUUUACUUCUGACACUGUAGGUGGAUCUCCAAAUGAGGGAAUUAUUCGUAAUGUUAUCAUUCUUAGAAUACACAAAGGUCAUCUCUAUGAUGUUUGUGAAAUUAACUGAGUGGUACUAUGGUGUGGUCUACUUGUAUCCAUAUAAGUAGUAUAUGGUGUUGGUCAGACAUAGAAUGUAUUUUGGCAGAAGACCGACGAGGGAAGAACUGAAAUGAAGCGCAAUCGGGAGGAAAAUGCACGAACAAUGAAAUUAGAGAAGAAACAGUGAAGAUUGAGACUACUGGUUGAUAAUUUGCAAAUUAACUGUCCAUUGUAUGGUUUUCAGAAUUUACUGAGAUAGUCUGUAAUUUCUGCUUAAAUACAUUCGAUUGUCCCCAACCAGUGUUCUGUUCACUACAGUGCAUUUAAAACAAUUAUAGAUUCGUUGAGUCAAUAAAUUAAAGGUUAAUCUCCAAAAUUACUUCAUGAUCUGAAUUCUCAUUUUUAGAUUAUUGAAAGUUACUUGAAAUAUAUAAGUGAUGAUGAAGAGCUUAUACAGAUUGUUAUUCGGUUAAAUAUGGUAGAUGAAGCAGUUAAACUCUGCUUGGAAAAGCGAAAUAUCAACGCUUUGAAGGAACUCAUGUCUCAAAUACCUGGCAAUCAUCAAAAGAAGAAAGAAAUAUCUCACUAUCUAUCAGUCCCUGUUGCGCAGUGGAAAGACUUUGUUUGUAGACAAACGUUUUGAAACAAACUUUUCAUUUUACGUUUUUGAGAAAUACUGAUGAGCUGGAUUUUGAGUCUCGACUUUUGUACGCACAUAUGUAUCGUCCCGUUGUCAACUGAUAUAACAAGCGAAUAAUGGUGAAAAAUCCUUGCGAUUCCCGUGCUUCAGUUCGGUCAGUAUGCCUUUGUGAUCGUAUUAUCAUAGUUGUAAUUCCGAAGAUAAUACAAAUGAUUGUUUUUAUCGCGAGGGU